Messenger RNA from Bursaphelenchus okinawaensis, 5547 nucleotides. Lineage: Eukaryota; Metazoa; Nematoda; Chromadorea; Rhabditida; Aphelenchoididae. The record is from the annotation of a GenBank genome assembly.
AUGCGAUCUGUCGCUUUCAUUCCGACCUUGUUCCUCUUGUUGUUCAUCUACAGCGACUCUCUCCAAACAGAUCUCUCGGCUCCAAUCUUCCCACUUUACAGUGCCCUCUUCUUACCACCCUCCAACAUCAGCGGUAAACUAUUAUUAUGCUCCUGAAAUACUUUUUAUUUUUAUAACGUUUAUAUUAACCAUGUCAGAGUUCUUUCCAAAGUUUUCGUUUUUUUCUUCUAAGAAGUAGAAUUUAUAAAAGAAUGUGUGAAAGAUUACUUUAUGUUUCAGAAGAAGAUGAUCAUCGAGAAUACCUCGCCACCAUGGAGUCCAUCAGGCCAAUUCUGGACGUUGCCAUGUUCGAUGCCUACCGAUAUUACCUACAAGGCUGGGCCCCAGGGCCUGAGGAAUGGCUCCAUAUUAAGGAGGCUCCAAUCAAAGGAUGUGACGAUCAAAAAGAGGCCGCCUGGGCGACAUUAGCGGCUUAUCAGUGGACUAAUGGGUCAGGGGUGAGUAGCCAUAUUUGAUAUUGUUUUAGAUAUCUGAAACAGAUUUUCAAACAAAAAUGAGUGCAAGUACUUUGUUUCCAGCUAGAUCUUGCCUUUGGUCCGGCUUGUGAUUACGUAUUGGCCAGUGUUGGUCGAAUCCUUGGUUUCUUCAAGGUCCCGAUGUUCACCAACGCCGGAUUCAGCGAAUAUUUCAAUCAGAAGAGCGACUUCCCAGUCACCAGGGUUGGUCCUCUACAAGUAAGUCUCCCAAUUUGGCCAUUUCUUCUGCAAACAAACAAUAAUUAGGGGAAAAUACUAUUUUUUGUCCGGCUUCUAAAAAUAGGUCAUUUGAAAGACAGAAUUCUGGGAAAUACGUCACUUAAAUGGCGGUAUUCCAAGAAAUAUGUCAUUGGGAUGACUGAUUUCUAAGAAAUAGGUCAUAGGGUUGACAGGAUUCUAAGAAAUAUGACAUAAAAAUGACGAAAUUCCAAGAAAUACGUCAUUUAAAUGACGGUUUUUCUAGAAUUUUUGCUUUCAAUGACCGAAUAUAUGGAAAAUGAAAUUAUCUACAGAUUUUUGUAAUAACAUGUUCAGGAUCACAUCGUCCGGCUAUUUGGGCAAUUGGCCAAUCAGUUUGAGUGGAAGAGGCCAUCGUUCCUCUACGAAAAGAGCUUCUGGGAAUCUGAAUUCUUGGAAGGUGGAUUCUGCAAGAUUCUUGGAAAUGUAUGUUAAUAUAAAAGGGCAUAACGCCAGAAAUAAUAUUAGCUUUAGUUUAAGUUUAUAGGCAAUGUUUUAAAAUUGAUGUUUAGGAAUUUAAAUUUGUGUUAUCUCUUUCUUGUACACCAAUAUAUUGGCCAAUAUGUUAUGUUAGGUGUUUGGGUAAGACAAUAUAUAGGUCAAUGUUUUGGAUAAUCUUUACAUUUCACCAUGUCAUUUUAAAAUCUUCGGAAAAUAAUCUUUUUGUUAUGGAAGGUGAAUCACUUGAGAGAUUUGCAAUAAAACGCUUUUAUAUCUCUUCCAAGUGUAACAUCGAGACAGAUGGCGGCCGAGAAGGUGAAAUGUUACCCAAUUUCGCAGAUAUUAUUGUUUUAUGUCAACUCGAAUAACAAUCUAAGAUUUUAAAAGCUUUAAAAAGAAAUUCAUAAUGUAGAACAAUAUAUUGCUUUUGAAUAAUUAAGAACAUCUAAACCAAUGAAAUCUAAAGCAACAUCAAGCAAAUAAUGUAAAACAACAAAAUUACAUUUGCAUUGUAGGGCAUGUACGCUUACACAGUGGAGAGAAGAUGGAAUUUGACGAUAAAAGCGCAAUUGUUGGAGCCGGCUGAAGAACAACAUUAUAGUAGAGAGCACUACAAACAGCUCCUGAUGGAGAACAUUGGCAACAACUUCGGAGGUAAGGGAAGAGUUGAAUCAGGGUUAAUUCGGAUACUUUUCGAAUUUAUUUCCGCUGUUUUUGGGGGAGAGGAGAUCUUUUUCUUCAGAGAGGAUAUAUAUGUUAACAUACAUGCUCUACUGGCCGGUAGAACAUUUAUGUUGCGUUUUCUGUUGAUGUGUUGUUAAAACUUAAAAGUUUAUCUUUUUAAAAUGAUUUUUAACAUUUUUUAUCAUUACGAUUGAAGCUUUACCUCAUUUCUUAUGUUUUACAGCAAUAUUUACAUUGCUGUAAAUGUGUUUUACUCUGAUCUUCGGCCGUCUCUAAAUGCCAAUCUCCAGAUAUAAUACCUCUAUAAUAUUAUUAGAAGCUUUAUUAUGACCAUAAUAUCCCCACAACAGUAUCUUAACAUAACAAUAUCUGUAAUAGCAGCUAUUUCAACAUGUUAUUACUACCUCAUCUUACUAUGGCUUUGCCUGCAGAAUGAAACGCUCACAAGAACACAUGUAAUUAUGUCGAUCAUUAAAAUACCAGGCUUUAAAGUACUAACUAACCUAAUAUACUGUGGUAUGUUUGGUGCCAAGUAUCACAGUUAAGUACUGCAAGAUAUAUCAUGAGUCUUACCUUAGUGUGGCUUAUAACCUACUACUCAUACCUCGUAGUGUUGUUCCGAACCCCUCAUAUCUCGAAAUGUUCGCGCAACUUUGUUCACAAUUGGCAGCCACUUUGAAUUGAUUGGAGCCAGCCGGUUGCUCCGAGGGGCGACUGACGUCAAAAUCCGGAGUUAACAGGUUCUCUUGGUGUGAUUCCAUUGGCCAGAGUUAAUCCACGAGAAAGCGAAGCCGACCGGCCCCACUCUCGGCAUUAUGAAGCCGGUUGCGUGUCCUUUUGUCCCACCUAUUACAAGUUAUUAUUAAAACUGAAUUAAACAUUCGGUCGCACCUUUUUAUGCUAAUUAUUCCCUGGGGGGACGAGGCCGGAGAAGUUAUCUGAAGUGUCGAGUUUGUAAAUUGAGUCUCUAUUAGGUUGGGCCGAAAAAACGCGGCUUCUAAAACUUUUUACGGUACGAUUUGGGCUUGCAACUUUACACUUGGGAUGACACUCUGUAGGAGGGCGGGGUGAAGUUUUAGCCCUAACCUUAGCUUCUCGUGGGGUAGGGAAGGUUUUCUGAUUUUAAGGCUGAUUUUUUAAACUGCUUUAAGGUUAGAUUUUGUGAAAAGGUUAAUUUUUUGAGCAAGACUUAUUGAAAAAACUUUUUUUUCUUCAAAAUUCGACCAAAACUAAGAUGAGUUUUGUUUUUUGAAAAUUACCCCUGCCCCCAUCUGAAGCACGGCCCGACCUUAUCGUGGUAUGCACGCAGGUAGAGGUAAUUACUUGGCCAUACUCAUUUCGUGCUCGAGAGAUGUAAUUGCCUCUCUCGAGGCCAAAGCCGAUCUUCUCCAUGACUAUAGACAAUGUUUAUUUGUUUGUUGUGGUUUAGACAACUCAUCGCGGCGAUGAGUCGUGGGCUUUGGGCGACGAAAGCGCGGUUUCCUAAAAUAAGCCACCGGCCUUGCGGCACUCUUACCUGGAUUAGAUCUAAUCUCUUUAGCUGUUUUCGGCCCUGAGGAGGAAGACCUUGGCCAAGGUGCCAUCGGGCCCUCAGGGGCAAAACGAAGCGUGGAUUGUGAAUUUGUGGGGAGCAGAAGUGUCGUUCUCUUCUCCUCUCGUUUCUUAAUUUAUUGUUGCCAUAAAGUCGUUUAGAUCGUUGCUUAAUGUAGAGAGUUCGGCUAUGCCAAAUGUCAGAUGUUUGGCUGUCUGAUGGUUGUCGCUUCACGCAUCGUAUGCUUCUGAUUCUAUGGAUGCUCAUGUUGGUCAUGCAACUGUUGGCUGUUGGGACUGAGUCGUUGGCUACAAAACAUACUCAACGUAGUCGUUCUGGGUCUACAAAGAACGGUACUCAACCUCUACAGCGCCGUACUCAACAUACACAGAGUCGUACUCAACUUUCACACAAUUAUGUCGAGCCAGCAAAGCAUGCUCAACCUUUGAACGGUGAUACUCACUAUUCACAGCAUUAUACUGAAAUUAGACGUGCUCAACCCCCACGUACUCAACUCCCUCACCGGCAUAUCCAACAUACUCACGUGUCGCUUCAACGUCGCCAUCUUGAAGCGCAUGACAGUGCACACUCGAGAGGUCGGAAGAAGAUUGAAGUGUCUCCGGCACGACCCAUCUACCUUCUCUUUCCGUUGCCCGUCGUCCAGAACAAGGCCCUCAACCCGUUUGGCAUUACUAUCGACUUGGCUCAGCCCGUGGUCGAUAUCGCGGUAGAGGAGGUGUAUCGACGACAGAUCGUGCAACCAGGCUCGCUACACAUACAUUUCGAGGACUCACGACUCUCCGACGCUCACGGUCCGAAUGUAGCCAUUAAUCAUCUGGUGAACAAUGAGCUGGACUGCAUUAUAGGUAGGUUAAUAUGGGUUUGUAGACAUUUUGGGUAGGGUAAUAUUGUGUUUUACAUUUUAUUUGUGAUGAAAAAAUGUUUAUGGGGACAGAAGUAAUGUCAAAAUUCAGUUUUUUAGUUAGAAACGAAGAAUUGUUCGAUUAGGUACUAAAUUGGUCAGAAAGUAAGUAGAAAAGGUGUUAUAAUAUGGCAAUAUUACAAAAAGUAUAAACUUCUUUGACAUUUCAAAUACGUUUAUAAUGAAUUUUGGCCAUUCAAACUACAAAUUGGCUCUUUAUGACCUUGUGAUACCUCCAGAAGCUGAUGAUUUUAAUGUCAUAUUAAGGUUCCUUUCCUCUUUAUAUUGCUACACAGCCCUUUCCUUGUCCGUUCGAGGCCACGUAGCGGAAAUUGACAAAAUUGUUUUGGAUUAAGUUUGUUUAUGGUUAAUAAUUAAUGUGGAUUUCGAGUUGGAUUAGGAGUUUCAGAACAAGAUACGAUACUUGGUGUGUGGUAACAGAGUACUUCUGCUUGUAGAUUCAUACCCAAUUUCGUAUUAAUUUAUAAUGUCGUGUGGGUAAGAUAUUCGCAAGAGAUUAAUGAUGUUAUCCACUAAUCUAGGCCACAUUACUUUGUUGAAAUUUCAAAAAUUUAAAAAGAAAUAGUUGGGUCAAAAAGUAGAUAGAACACAUCAAAGACUUACUGAGCGGGAUUCUAGGAACUUUUCGACCAAUUUUGAGUUGUUUAUUUUUUACAACUUUACAUUGCGACAAAAUUAAUGGACUUAAUACAAUAUUAACCACGUUUUAUCUCUAAACCUAUAGUAUUUUAGGCUAUGGAUUUGUCUAUGCUUUGGCACCAGUGGCUCGGAUGUCACCGUACUGGCACGAUGCUGACAGUGACGGCAUUCCUGUCAUCACAUCGACCGGUCUCACCUCAAACCUCGACAACCGUAACGAGUACGCUCUGAUGACCAGGAUCUCGUCGCCGUACAAAGUAGUACGGAACUGCGUGAUGAAGUUGUUCUUCCAGAUGAACUGGCGCAACUCGUUCUACCUCUUCCACGAGAGUCGCCACAACAACAAUGACAUCUCGAUUCCAUACGGCGAAUGUUACCUUCUGAUGACGUCGAUUCACGUUGAGUUGAGUGUGCUGUUCCCCAACGACCACAACUACUUUAUGUUCAACGAGAACAGGAUGAGCAAGGACGAGAUCGAGGAGAAGCUCAAGUACGCCAGCAUGACCAGCAGUGGUAAGGUUAAGGGAGCACGGUGA